Messenger RNA from Fragaria vesca subsp. vesca, 432 nucleotides. RefSeq names its product elicitor-responsive protein 3-like. Bases 1 to 432 code for a protein of 143 amino acids. The transcript has 4 exons. Lineage: Eukaryota; Viridiplantae; Streptophyta; Magnoliopsida; Rosales; Rosaceae. The record is from RefSeq and is a predicted model, not a curated record.
AUGCCUCAAGGAACCCUAGAUGUUCAUCUUAUGAAUGCCAAGGGUCUAAAAAACACAGAGUUCUUUGGUAAGAUGGAUCCAUACGUGAUCAUCCAGUGCAAAAACCAGGAGAAAAGGAGCAAAGUGGCAACAUCACAGGGGUCUAAGCCAGUAUGGAAUGAGAAGUUUGUUUUCCGAGUAACUGAGGGUGUUACUGAACUCAAAUUGACGAUCAUGGACAAGGACACUGCUGUCAGGGAUGAUUUUGUAGGAGAGUUAAGCAUUCCACUAAAAACACUAUUCCAAGAAGGAAAGUUCCCACCAAUGAAAUACAAUGUAUUAAGGAACAAAAAAUACUACGGAGAGAUUAAAGUUGGCCUCAGCUUCACUCCUUCAGUACAGCGCGAUAUUUCUGAAGAAUCCUUUGGCGGAUGGAAAGAGUCUUCACUCUAG